AUGAAGAUUGGAUAUACCUUUUUGGGCAUUUGUGCCUCAAUUCAAUUCUUAUCCAGUGUAUGCCUUAUUGAUCUGGACGUUACUUCACCCGACUCAAUUAAGAACAUCGCAAAGGCACUUUUCUCGAACCUGCGGAAGCAAUAUACUAGUGACCGGCUAGGCGACGUCCCUGACAAUCUUCCAGAUCCCUAUUAUUGGUGGGAAUACGGUACCAUGUUCAACGCAUUCAUCGAUUACUGGUAUUAUACCAGAGACGACCAGUACAAUGCUAUUACGAUGCAGGCUCUGCUACAUCAAACUGGGGACUACGAUGCCUGCAUGCCACCGAAUCAAUCCAGAACCCUUGGAGAUGACAACCAAGGUUUCUGUGGCAUGGCUGCCAUGUCGACGGCUGAGAACAAACUACCCGACCUCAAAGAUGGACGGGAUGCAAAGAGAUGUGGUGGCGGCUUCAAGUGGCAGAUCUUCUUUACGAAUCCAGGAUAUAUUUACAAGAACAGGAUUUCCAAUGGAUGCUUCUUUAAUAUCGCCGCACGUUUAUACAAAUCUCUUGGAAACAGUACUUACUCUGUAUGGGCAAAAAAGACGUGGAAGUGGGAACAGUCUAUAGGACUUAUACGCCGAGAGUUCAAUUUCUUUGAUGGCAACGGCGACUCUGAGAACUUCACAAUCAUCAACUGCAUUCAAUGGACUUACAAUGCUGGUGUGCACAUGUCUGGUGCUGCUGCCAUACUUCAAGGUAUCAUUAGUCGAAUCAAUAUCUUCUUCAAGGACGGCGUUAUUAGCGAGGUCGCUUGUGAGAACAAUAGCAAGUGCGAUAACGACCAGUACUCUUUCAAAGCAUACCUUGCCCGCUGGCUUGGGUACACUGCUAUUAUCGCUCCAUGGACGCGCGACCAGAUUGACCCCUUGCUGAAAGCGUCAGCAAAGGCUGCUGUAGCCCAGUGCAAUGCUGGCGCAGAUCAGGUAUUGCUCUAUCCCACCGUAGAUGGUCCGGCUACUGCUGGAAUAGGCGGUAUUUCGAAGAGUGACCCGACACUGGAAUCGAGUCGCCCAAUGAUGAUGGCUGGUGUUUCUAUCCUGACUGUUGUCGUAGUAUUUGGCUCACUUGUCGGUCCUUGGUGGAUGGUUGUGUGA
Messenger RNA from Alternaria rosae, 1137 nucleotides. RefSeq names its product glycosyl hydrolase family 76-domain-containing protein. Gene Ontology annotation, molecular function: mannan endo-1,6-alpha-mannosidase activity. Gene Ontology annotation, biological process: carbohydrate catabolic process; fungal-type cell wall biogenesis. The record is from RefSeq and is a predicted model, not a curated record. Bases 1 to 1137 code for a protein of 378 amino acids. NCBI's taxonomy places the organism in Eukaryota, Fungi, Ascomycota, Dothideomycetes, Pleosporales, Pleosporaceae. The transcript is spliced from 7 exons.